Diversispora eburnea is the source of this 1845-nucleotide messenger RNA. The record is from the annotation of a GenBank genome assembly. NCBI's taxonomy places the organism in Eukaryota, Fungi, Glomeromycota, Glomeromycetes, Diversisporales, Diversisporaceae.
AUGGAUUUCCCGGAUCACGUAAAGCAUCAUAUAAAUGUUGCCGUAGUGGCAAUGAUAUUGUCAAAGACCUAUGGAUAUGGAUUUAUAACAGUUGAUGAUAUUAAAUCAAACCCAAGAAGAGAAACAAGAGGAAGAAAUGUGAAAGAUUACACAAAAUAUAAAAGUGAAAUGUCAGAAGAAACGUGGACUAUGACAGAAAAGUUACAUAAUAUCCUAAUAGAAGGUUUGGGUACGGAAAAUAAUGUAUUAAACUUUAUAAAUUGGUUCUUUGACGGUGUUCGGAAAACUUUUGAUAUCACUACCGCCUCUACUACUUCUUCACAAACUUCUUUGAAUAAUCAUUACCAGAAUAAUUAUAAUUUUCUUUCUACACAUGUUCCUGAGAAUUUAAGACUUCCUCAAACUUGUGGAUUUUCUACAGUAUUUUCAGCGCGAUGGCAAGUAAAUCGAUUAAAUGGAACAUUAGCACAAUGGGUAACUAAUAUGGAACAUCAAAUUAUAUUGGACUAUGUGAAGAGUCAUAAUGUACUCUUUAAUGAGUCGAAUUGGAAUGCUGUUGUAAAUGAAUUUACAAAGAAAAUGAAAAUAAUUUUUGAGUCAAGGAGAAUUUUAAAGUGUAAACCAUUGGAAGAAAGUGAAGCUGAUUCUAUUAAGUCAUCAAGAAAUAAUAGUUUAAAAAUCAAUAGAAGAAAUAGUCUAUUAAAGGUCAAAGGAUUAUUUAGAUCACUCUCAUUCUCAAAAAAUCAAAAGCGAUUUUCUUCAAGUUCAUUUCUAAGUAAGAUCAGCUCUUCGGGUUCACAAACUUUCCAUCCGGUACAAAAAAUAACACAUGUACCAUCUACAACAUCACUGAUUAAUGAUUCAGAACAGACAAUUGUGGCACUUAGGCGAUUAGAUAAUUCUUCGAAUCUUUCUUCAGAAUUUAUUAACGAACUCAAAUUAUGCUUCUCGGCUCAAAAAAAUGAAAAGUUCGCUCAAAUUUAUGGGAUAACUCAAGAUCCGGAAUCAAAAGACUAUUAUUUAAUAAUGGAAUACGCCAAUAAUGGAAAUAUAAAUCGAUAUCUUCGUCACAAUUAUACUACCAUCGAUUGGUGGCAACGAGUAAGUAUUCUUGGAGAUCUAGUAAAAUCUUUAAAUGAAUUGCACGAAAGAAAUCUCGUUCAUCAUAAUCUACAUAGUGGAAAUAUAUUACGUCAUUUUGAUCAACCGAGUGGCACUGGGAUUAUAAAACGAGCAAAGAUAAUGUUAACAGAUGUUGGAUUAGGUUUUCCUGCUGGUGUUAAUUCAAAAACUGUUGAUGAUAUGACCAUCACCACUACUAAAGAAGAAGAAGAGCAUCAAAAACAACGAAUUAUUAGGAUUACCAGUAGUUGGCAUCGAGCAUCUACCACUCAGUUACAAUCAAACAAUAUUUCGAAUUCUAGUAUUGGAAAUCCUAAUUCGAUAAAUAAUAGUUUUGAAAUGUUUACUACAUCUCGGGUGAAAAGUUUUGAAAUUUUUGCAGAUGCGGAAAAGUUACGACGACAAUUAUCUAUUAAUGGUAGGAGUAAUGCUAUCGGUAGUGGGGCAGAUGAUUCAGGAAAUGAAAGUGGGAAUAUUAGUCUGUCAAGAAUUUCGAGCGAAAGGCUGCGAAAAGCUCCACCAGAAUCACAUAUGGUAUCACGAGAAUUAAAUUUUGAAGAUUUGCCCAAACCUAGAAAUGCUGAAAAGGCAACUAAUAGGUCGAGAACUGAAAAAAAAGAAGAAACGGAAGUCUCUGAAAUAGUUACUUCACAAGCGACGCAUCAGGGUAGUCCAAGUCUUGAUUCUGCAGUUGGUAUGCCACCAAUUAAAGAAGAUAUUUAA